Molecule: messenger RNA, 607 nt
Organism: Pungitius pungitius (ninespine stickleback)
Lineage: Eukaryota; Metazoa; Chordata; Actinopteri; Perciformes; Gasterosteidae
Product: cytochrome c oxidase subunit 6B1
Exons: 4
Coding region: 194-454 (86 amino acids)
Cellular component (GO): respiratory chain complex IV; mitochondrion
Source: RefSeq, a predicted model, not a curated record
AUGCCGCCGCGAUCAUCCCGCACGACCGUCUCUGCGCGGGCACGCUGACAUCCCGUGCGCGGGCACGCUGCAUAUCAGUGGAACGCGUUCACCGCCCGGUGUGAAAGUCAUUUGGAGCGCAAAGGUAACACCUUUUACCUGUUUAAUAUCUCCGAGGACAAAACUAUUUCAUUAGAGCACGACAGGAGACAACAUGGCUGAGGACAUUCAGGCCAAACUUGAGAAAUAUCGCACGGCUCCCUUUGAUGCCAGAUUCCCCAACCAGAACCAGACCAGGAACUGCUGGUCCAACUACCUGGACUUUCACCGCUGCCAGAAGGCCCUGGAGGUCAAAGGAGCCGACACGGCUCCCUGCGAGUGGUACCGCAGGGUCUACAAAUCCCUCUGCCCCAUGUCCUGGGUCCAGAAAUGGGAUGAUCAGAGAGAAGAGGGGAACUUUCCAGGAAAGAUCUGAGACUUCGUCUUCAGACCAGAGAUGAAAUCGGUUUGGAGACCACGUGGUUCCGUCCCCACCUUCCAACUGCCGUCGCUGCGACCUUCAGCUGACCUUCAUUCCUUAUUGUAAGAACUGUAAAACAGAUUCUGCAUUAAACUAUCAGGAAAUAUA